AUGUCCUCCAACAUUGGCCUCGUCGAUGAGUACCUCGCCAAAGGAACAUGGAAGACCGCCGAGAACGCCAACUCAACCUACUCCCACCAAGGACUCAUGCAAUACGUCUCCAAUCAGAUCAUUUCUCAAUACUGGCUCGAGAAGAUCUACACUGAAGAGAUCCGAAAAUAUGACCACGAGAAUCGCUUCCAUAUUCACGACCUCGGCUUUCUAAGCGCGUAUUGCUCUGGUUGGAGCAUCGAGGAUAUCCUCCUGCAAGGUUUUGGCGGCGUUGAGAAUAAGAUUCAAUGCCGACCUGCGAAGCACCUCAACACUGCGCUCAACCAGAUUGUCAAUUUUCUUUUUACGCUGCAAGGUGAACUUGCUGGUGCUCAGGCUUUGUCUAGCUUUGACACUUAUCUCGCACCCUUCAUCCGCAGCGAUGCCCUGUCUUACACCGAUGUCUUCAAAUACGUGCAAAGCUUCGUUUACUCCCUCAAUGUCCCGACCCGAAGCGGUUUCCAAGCCCCGUUCACGAACCUUUCACUCGACCUCAUUUGCCCAAAACGACUCGGCGAUCAAUGCGUUAUCAUUGGCGGCGAACUUCGGACCGAUUGGGUGUACAGUGACUUUCAGGAAGAGAUGGAUGUACUCAACAAGGCAUUUGCUGAAGUCAUGAUGCAAGGAGAUGGAAACGGCAAUAUCUUUUCCUUCCCAAUCCCGACUUAUAACGUCUCUGAUGGGAUUGAUUGGGAAUCGCCUCGGUGGCAGAGCAUCUGGGAGAUGACGGCCAAGUAUGGCGUUCCGUACUUUGCCAACUUCAUCAACAGUGAUCUGGACCCUGAGGACUUUCGGUCUAUGUGUUGUCGAUUGAGGCUUGAUCUCAGUAAGCUUCACUGCAGAGUCGGCGGUCAAUAUGGCGCAAGUCCGUUGACUGGCUCUGUUGGAGUCGUCACGAUCAAUUUGCCCAACCUGGCAUACCGAUCGAAUGGUUCGAAGGAGAGGUUCAUGACAGAGUUAACCAGCACGUUAAGAGUGGCCAAGGACUCUUUGGAGAUCAAGCGAAGACUGGUGGACGAGAAUUCGACGCUAUAUCCCUACGCUGCCCAUUACCUGUCAGCCACCAAGCAUCGCACGGGUUCCUACUGGACCAAUCACUUCAGCACCAUCGGCGUCAACGGUAUGAACGAGGCACUCGUCGAUCUUCUUGGCGAGGGUAUUGGCCAGAGACAAGAUUUUGCCCUUGAAGUUCUAGAGUUCAUCAAGGACCAACUUCAGGAAUUCCAGAAGGAAACGGGUAACCUCUACAACCUCGAAGCUAGUCCGGCCGAGAGCACAUGCUACAAAUUCGCCAAGCGCGACAAAGAACUGUUCCCCGAUAAAGACAUUCCUACGUACUACACCAACUCCACAAUGCUACCUGUCGAUACAACUGAAGAUCUCUUCGAAGCUAUGGGCCAUCAGGAGGCCCUUCAGUGUUCUUACACUGGUGGAACUGUCUUUCAUGCUUUCCUCGGUGAACAGCUGCCGAGUUGGAAGUUGGCUAGAGACCUAAUCAAGACUCUCACCGCACGCUUUCGCAUCCCAUACAUCACACUCACUCCAACGUUCAGUAUCUGUCCGACACACGGAUACAGAGCCGGUGAGCAGCCAGAGUGUACAGCAUGCGGGGAAUUAACGCUCGUUUACUCACGCAUCGUCGGGUACUUCCGGCCCACGAGGGACUGGAAUCGUGGCAAGUCGAAGGAGUUUGUGCAGCGGAAGGUGUACAAGUAUGAGACUGGCCUGGAGCGCCUGAGCAAUGACAACAAGCUUCAAGAACUGGAGAAGCAAGUCGCUGCGAUUCAAGAUCUCCCUGUGGCUGGCUAUAUCAAGAGUACUCUGAGUGACUACCCUGGCAAGAUGCAGGCUUCCAUCAUGUUUACAUCUCGCUGCAACCUCGCCUGCCCUUGGUGUCACAACGGUCCGUUAGUUCAAGGAGAGUGUGACGAUGUUACCAUUGUAGACGUCUUCCGUCACAUUACAUCAACGUCUCACAAGUCGCUCGUUGUUUCAGGCGGUGAACCCACCAUCCACAAAGGUCUCCUCCCCUUCCUCAGAAUCCUCAAGGCCGCUGAGAUCAGCAUCAAGCUCGACUCAAACGGCACAUCCCCCGAGGUCCUCAAACAAGUCUUCUCCGAGAAUCUCGCCGACUUUGUCGCGAUGGACAUCAAGUGUGCUCUGGAGAACUACAAACGUGUCACGGGUAAAAAGGUCAAGCCGAAGCUUCUCGAAGCUAGCAUCGAUCUUAUCAAGAGUAGUGGAGUACCUUAUGAGUUUCGCACGACGGUUGUACCGGAAUUAGUUGAUGUUGAAGACUUGUUUGAGGCGAAGAGGUUGUCGGGGAAGAAGCUGACGAUGCAGAAGUUUAGGAAUGGUGAGACAUUGUUAGAUGAGAAGUUUAGGACGUUUCAGGAACAUACGGAUGAGGACUUCGAUAAGUUGGUGAGUCAGGUUGCAUAG
Molecule: messenger RNA, 2481 nt
Organism: Fusarium fujikuroi IMI 58289
Lineage: Eukaryota; Fungi; Ascomycota; Sordariomycetes; Hypocreales; Nectriaceae
Exons: 1
Coding region: 1-2481 (826 amino acids)
Biological process (GO): DNA replication; 2'-deoxyribonucleotide biosynthetic process
Cellular component (GO): anaerobic ribonucleoside-triphosphate reductase complex
Molecular function (GO): ribonucleoside-triphosphate reductase (thioredoxin) activity; iron-sulfur cluster binding; ribonucleoside-diphosphate reductase activity, thioredoxin disulfide as acceptor
Source: RefSeq, a predicted model, not a curated record